Messenger RNA from Dipodomys ordii (Ord's kangaroo rat), 2760 nucleotides. RefSeq names its product staufen double-stranded RNA binding protein 2 (gene Stau2). The coding region runs from base 83 to 1807 and encodes 574 amino acids. The record is from RefSeq and is a predicted model, not a curated record. The transcript has 14 exons. NCBI's taxonomy places the organism in Eukaryota, Metazoa, Chordata, Mammalia, Rodentia, Heteromyidae.
AGCGGCACCGACGUAACUCGCCGAAAUUGGGAAGUUUUUGGAGCCGUGAGGUAUAUAGCAGUUUGACCAAUAUUAUCUUAACAUGCUUCAAAUAAAUCAGAUGUUUUCAGUGCAGCUGAGCCUUGGGGAGCAGACAUGGGAAUCCGAAGGGAGCAGCAUAAAGAAGGCCCAACAAGCUGUUGCUAAUAAAGCUUUGACUGAAUCGAAUCUUCCUAAACCAGUUCAGAAACCACCUAAAAGUAAUGUUAAUAAUAACCCAGGUAGUAUUACUCCAACUGUGGAACUGAAUGGGCUUGCUAUGAAAAGGGGAGAGCCUGCCAUCUACAGGCCAUUAGAUCCAAAGCCAUUCCCAAAUUAUAGAGCUAAUUACAACUUUCGGGGCAUGUACAAUCAGAGGUACCAUUGUCCAAUGCCCAAGAUCUUUUAUGUUCAACUCACUGUAGGAAAUAAUGAAUUUUUUGGGGAAGGAAAGACCCGACAAGCUGCAAGACACAAUGCUGCAAUGAAAGCCCUUCAGGCACUGCAGAAUGAGCCAAUUCCAGAAAAAUCUCAGAAUGGUGAAUCAGGAAAAGAAAUGGAAGAUGACAAAGAUGCAAAUAAAUCUGAGAUCAGCUUAGUGUUUGAAAUUGCUCUGAAGCGAAAUAUGCCUGUCAGUUUUGAGGUUAUUAAAGAAAGUGGACCACCUCAUAUGAAGAGCUUUGUUACGCGGGUGUCAGUGGGAGAGUUCUCUGCAGAAGGAGAGGGAAAUAGCAAAAAACUGUCUAAGAAACGUGCUGCAACCACUGUUUUACAGGAGCUUAAAAAACUCCCACCUCUUCCUGUGGUAGAGAAGCCAAAACUAUUUUUUAAAAAACGCCCUAAAACAAUAGUAAAGGCUGGACCAGAAUAUGGUCAAGGAAUGAACCCUAUUAGCCGCUUGGCUCAAAUUCAACAGGCCAAAAAGGAAAAAGAGCCAGAUUAUAUUUUGCUUUCAGAAAGAGGAAUGCCUCGACGUCGAGAAUUUGUGAUGCAGGUCAAAGUAGGCAAUGAAGUUGCUACUGGAACAGGACCUAAUAAAAAGAUAGCCAAAAAGAAUGCUGCGGAAGCAAUGCUGUUACAGCUGGGCUAUAAAGCAUCAACUAGUCUUCAAGAUCAGCUUGACAAGACAGGGGAAAACAAAGGAUGGAGUGGUCCAAAGGCUGGGUUUCCUGAACCAACAAAUAACACUCCAAAAGGAAUUCUUCAUCUGUCUCCUGAUGUUUAUCAAGAGAUGGAAGCCAGCCGCCACAAAGUGAUCUCUGGCACUACUCUAGGAUAUUUGUCACCCAAGGAUAUGAACCAGCCUUCAAGCUCUUUCUUCAGUAUAUCUCCCACAUCGAAUAGCUCAGCCACCAUUGCCAGGGAACUCCUUAUGAAUGGAACAUCACCUACAGCCGAAGCCAUAGGUUUAAAAGGAAGUUCUCCUCCCCCUUGUUCUCCAGUACAGCCUUCAAAACAACUGGAAUAUUUAGCAAGGAUUCAAGGCUUUCAGGUUCACUACUGUGAUAGACAAAGUGGCAAAGAAUGUGUGACCUGUCUGACCCUAGCCCCUGUGCAGAUGACUUUCCUUGCUAUUGGAAGCUCCAUUGAAGCCAGCCAUGACCAGGCAGCUUUAAGUGCCUUGAAGCAGUUUUCUGAACAAGGACUGGAUCCAGUUGAUGGAGCAGUGAAUAUUGAAAAAGGUUCUCUUGAAAAACAAGCCAAGCAUCUGAGAGAGAAAGCGGAUGAUAACCAGGCGAACUCGGGCUCCACUGCCCAAGACUGCAAGAAAUCAAAGCCGGCCAUCUAGCAGCUCCCAGAACCCACGCUGCCACCGCAUCCUUAUAAACCUGUCAGCACGCAUGGGGGUGUCUGUGUUCAAGGAAAUGAGUGACUAUUACCAUUAUUCGAGUCUCAUGUGAAGACAACACUAUUCUAACACAAGAGAUAAUAUACAUGGUACUGUUUACUCAACUGGGGGAAAAUAAAAGUUAGAGCAUUUCCUUUGGAACUUGAGAUCAGAUCAUAACUCAUUUGCCCAGAGGCAGCAGAAAUCUGAUCUUGCUACUGGAGCUUACAAUAACAAUUAAUGAAAAGUGUUAGAAACAGAGCUAAAGCUUGAAAAAAAAUGAUUAAUCAAGAAGUUGGGUUUGGUUCUGUUGUUAUGAUUGUUUUGUCGUGGCGCUUGUGUUCCGUUAUAUUCUCUCUUAUUUGAGAUAAUGCUUGACGAUUCGAAAAUUAACCAAUGAUGUGCUGUGGAAUGUGAUGGUUGCUGUGUUCCUGUAGAGUCGCACCAUUCUCUUUUUAUGCAGGUAUUUGUAAUUGUCGUAUAGCCACAUCAACUACUAUAAGGUGCACUACUCAGAGAUGUAUGCAAACAAAUAUGAAUCAGGUCAGAUAUUUGAUUUUAAAAAAUGAAUACUAGGAUUUAAAAAAAAUACUCCAGGAUUAAAAGAAAAAGAAAACCAAGCUGUUGUGGGUUUUGAAUUCCAUGAUGCCAUUACCCUCUGGAGGGAGGAGGGGCGUCUUGCCCCUGUGUACUCUUUUCUGGAUUCCACUCUCUGUCCCCACCCCCAUCUGUGUGUUGUGGCCACUUACUGCUUGAAUCGAGUGUCUUUGUUAACUGCCUCUGGGAUCAGGACAGUGAGUAGGGUCGAGACAAAUACUGUACAUGUCGGGGAAGAGAAAUCCUACUGGAGAAGUUUUCAGCCAGCCACGCUCUGGACCAGCAUGUUGGAAUCCAGUGUGGAGAAAAUGCAGUAA